Messenger RNA from Thamnophis sirtalis, 1112 nucleotides. Its product is annotated as tetratricopeptide repeat protein 9A. Gene Ontology annotation, molecular function: protein binding. The record is from RefSeq and is a predicted model, not a curated record. NCBI's taxonomy places the organism in Eukaryota, Metazoa, Chordata, Lepidosauria, Squamata, Natricidae.
CCUCUCUACCAGCUCUCCGUCCGGCGGAAGCAGGCGUUAGGCGAGGCAUGGAUUUUGGCCAGUGAAGGCGGGGAUGGAGGAGCGCAGCCCGUACCAGAAGAGCUGCCCGGAGGCCGGCGGGACCUCCUUAGUGCCGGGGACGGGCGGAGGGGCCUGCCGGGCCGGCUGCGCCGCGGCUGCGGAAUUGGAGGCCAAGCUCCAGCGGGCGGUGGAAUUCAAGGCGGAGGGGCAUCGCUGCUACAAGCAGAAGAAGCUCCGCGAAGCCAUCGGCAAGUACCACCGAGCCCUGCUGCAGCUGAAGGGACUGGAACCGCCGGCCGCCGAGGGGGGCGGCGAGGCGGCUGCUGCGAAGGGCAGCUCGCUGGUCGCCUGGCGUCACCUGUCCGCCGAGCAGCGGGAGCAGGCGGACAAUACGGAGAUGGAGUGCUACGACAGCCUGACUGCCUGCCUCCUGCAGUCGGAGCUGGUGAACUACGAGCGAGUCCGCGAAUAUUGCCUGAAGGUGCUGGCCAAGGAGAAGGGCAAUUUCAAAGCCACGUACCGCGCGGGCAUCGCCUUCUACCACCUGGGCGACUGCGACAAGGCCCUGCUCUACCUGAAGGAGGCCAAGUGCCGCCAGCCCACAGACACCAACGUCCUCCGCUACAUCCAGCUGACGGAAAUGAAGAUCAGCCGCUGCCACCAGCGCGAAAAGGAGGUGACCGCGUAGGACAGAGCUGCGCCGCCCUCCUCCGGCCCGGGCCUCGAUCGAAGCCUCAGCUGCGUCCAAGAUCGGGGAAUCCGCGAUGCCCUCCAGAGACAGCUUGACCCAGAGCGACCCCCCCACAUCCCCACCCGGACUGCGGGCGGGAGAAUGUAGGUUUUUUCCUGCCAAACACCUCUGGGGCGCCGAGUCCUUUCUUGGGGUGGGGAAAGACACAGAGCGGAGGGGACGGUCGUAAAGGGGACCUUCGACAGGCUCCAAGGAGGGGCUUCUGAAGAGGCUCUGGUGCCUUUCACGGCUCCCGUCCUGGGGUUUUUUUAUCGGAAGUAGGAGAAGGGUGAGAGCGAAGGGAGCAGGCAGAGGGCUUUGGAGCUACGGUCAUCACACACACACACACACACACACACCA